Messenger RNA from Trichechus manatus latirostris (Florida manatee), 1670 nucleotides. It is a transcript of the gene TSC22D2, whose product is annotated as TSC22 domain family member 2. The transcript has 3 exons. The record is from RefSeq and is a predicted model, not a curated record. Bases 109 to 483 code for a protein of 124 amino acids. NCBI's taxonomy places the organism in Eukaryota, Metazoa, Chordata, Mammalia, Sirenia, Trichechidae. Gene Ontology annotation, biological process: regulation of transcription by RNA polymerase II.
AAAUCCGAACCCCUACCUCAAGCGCCACUCUCUCUCAUUGCUGAAACCAAGCCUGCGGUGAAGGCCGCCGGGCCCGACGCCCUGGCGAACCCCCUCCAGUUGGCACCUAUGAACAGCCUGGCCACCUCUGUGUUCAGCAUAGCGAUUCCCGUGGAUGGUGACGAGGACAGUGCAUCUGGGGGAGGUGUUGUAGCCAUUGACAACAAAAUAGAACAAGCAAUGGAUCUGGUGAAAAGCCAUUUGAUGUAUGCGGUAAGAGAAGAAGUGGAAGUUCUAAAGGAACAAAUAAAAGAAUUAGUAGAAAGAAACUCUUUACUUGAACGAGAAAAUGCACUGUUAAAAUCUCUUUCCAACAGUGACCAAUUAUCCCAGCUCCCAGCCCAACAGGCCAAUCUUGGUAGCACUUCUCAGCAGCCAGCAGUGAUCGCACAGCCGCCGCAGCCAACGCAGCCUCCACAGCAGCCGAAUGUCUCCUCAGCAUAGUGCUUUCUGCCUCGGUCAGAAAAAAACUGAGAGCAGUCUGUCCUUGUGUGCCACUGGUGUUCUUUCCACUUUAUACGAAAGCAAGUAGCCAUGCUUCGGUUGUGUGUUUGGCCUUUUCAGUAUUAGACAAUCAUUCUACAAGAGCUUUUCCUCUCUCUGAGAUGUCAUGCCGCGCUGUUGAUGUCCAGUUCUGUGUCUUCAGUACAAAAGGAGACUAAUGGAUGGGGUUUAUUAACGGAAGCAAAGUCUGCGUCUUUCCUGGUGCGCAUGAGUGGGGUCUUUAAGAGCUGGGGUGGCUCUCCCAUGUUACCGAUUACCCAUGGAUCACCCUGAGCCCUCCUGUCACGUGAUAAACAACAGUUCAUCUAAAGAGCCACUUUUCCCUCAAUAUCAGUAACAUUUGCCUACAUGAGUUUUCAUUUAUUUGUGUUUUAUUUAUUACAGGGCUGCUAUUUUCAUAAUGUACAUGAACAAUGUCACAGAACUUUUUUAAUUUUUUUAAAUGUAAGUAUCAGUAAAGGAAUUGAAAGACAGGAUUGCAUUUAAUAGAUAAAACGUUUAGGCAAUAAUUGAACAAAAGAAUCCUGCCAUAUUUCUAACACUAAUGGCAAUUUACCUUCGGUAUUUAUUUUCAGUAGUAAAGACCCAGCUUGAAUGUAAAUUUUGUAUAGUGUAAGUAUGAAGACCAUAGUGCAACUGUACAGAUAGUCACCAGUUAUUGUGAUAUAAUAAAUAAUUGGGCUAUUUUGAUGAAGAAAACUUUGUUCAUUUGUUUCUACUUUCUAAUAGAGAAAUUGCCACGAUUCCUCUGCUUUUUGACAUUUCGUAUGACUUUUUUUUUCGGGUGGGAAUAAAAAGCUGUGAAAUUGUUCAACCUACUUUGUAACCAAAGAAGCAAAGCUGUGUAAUGGAGUUUUUUGUUUUGUUUUUGUUUUUUUAUAAUGCACAUUCUUUAUGUAUUUUUAUUUAGUGUUUUCUCGGUCACAAUUUUCUUUGCUGUCUAGCAUGAUCUGCAUGACCUAUAAUCUUUGAACCACUUUCGUACCUCAUGUUUUUAUCCAGCACUCUUAUUGUAAUAUGUACUAGUCUGUGAACAAUGUCAAAUAAAAAAGAACGGACAGGUGGUAUGGUGGAGCAGAGCUAGUGUACUAUACACUAGUUGUAAAAAAAAAAAAAAAAUGAAGUGA